AUGACUUCUUCAAAAAUUCAAAAAGAUAUUGCGAGUGCUUGUGCACAAGAAACCGUGAAAGCUAUAAUUGAUGACUUGGAUGGAGAUUUUUUUGGAAUUAUAGUUGAUGAAUCCAAGGAUAUAUCACACCAUGAACAAAUGGAAACAGUAUGCUCUGUGCUUAUGAGACAUUCUUUAAGUACAUCUAAAAUACGUGGACAAGGCCAUGAUGGUGCUAGUAACAUGCAAUCGUUGUCAAAAAAUUUGCUUGUGGAUGAUUUUUUUGCUAUUAUUACUAAUGUGUUAAAUGUGGUAGGAGCAUUAUUUAAGCACAGAGAUCAACUUCGGGACCAUCAAGCAGAAAUUUUGAAGCAACUACUAGAAAGUGGUGAAGUUCAAAGUGGAAAAGGGUUAAAUCAAGAACGAGCACUUCAAAGGCCAGGUGACACUCGUUGGGGAUCACAUUUUAGAACAUUGGAUAACUUCAUUGUUUUAUUUUCAUCUAGAGCUCAUGUGCUUGAUGCGAUUAAAUGUGGAGGCUCUAAUCCUAAUGAUAGAUUGCAAGCAGGAGCUUUUUUUACUAUGAUCAAUGAAAUUGAAUUUGUUUUCUUGCUUCACUUGAUGUUGAAGAUAUUGGUGAUGUCCAAUGAGUUGAGUGCAUCAUUACAAAGAAAAGACCAAGAUAUUAUCAAUGCUAUGAUAUUUCUUAACAUUACUAAGACAAGAUUGCAAUUGUUGAGAGAUGAUGGAUGGUAUGCUUUGAUGAAUGAAGUUCUUGAAUUUUGUGAUAAACAUGAAAUCUUGGUACCUAAGAUGGAUAAUUUUUAUCUUCCCGGAAAGUCAAAGCGUAGGCCUUCUAGUGUUACUUACUCACAUCACUUACGUGUUGAGCUCUUUUAUGCUAUAAUUGACUUGCAACUUCAAGAGCUUAAUAAUCGUUUUGAUGUUGUGAGUGGUAACUUACUUAUUGGUAUGGAAAAAAUAAUGACAUUGGCCAAACAUUAUCCAGAUGAGUUUGGUGAAUCGAAGCUUCGGGAGCUUAGUUACCAACUUGAUACUUUCAUUAUACACAUGCGACGUGGUGAUCCUAUAUUCUCUAAUUUGAAAGGAAUUGGUGAUUUGGCAGAAGCACUAGUUAAUACCAAUCUUGUGGAGACUUAUUCUCUUGUGUACUUGUGA
Molecule: messenger RNA, 1158 nt
Organism: Capsicum annuum
Lineage: Eukaryota; Viridiplantae; Streptophyta; Magnoliopsida; Solanales; Solanaceae
Exons: 4
Coding region: 1-1158 (385 amino acids)
Source: RefSeq, a predicted model, not a curated record